AACACGAGAGCGAAGAAGCAGAAGAAGAAGCAGCAGUGGUGUUUUCACCCUGGAGACUUCAUACUGACUCCUGACUUCUGUGAAAACGUGUGUAUUUAUUCAGUUUGAACACUGAGAGUUUAUUGUAUAAUUUUUCUUCUGAUCUUGAGAUCGUUUACUCAGGAUCUGUGUUUAGGUCUGGCUGGCUGAGCGCGCGGUUAUAUAGAGAGCCGGGUCUCUCUGUGUGUGUGAGUGUGUUAUCAGUGGGUCAGGGGUAAUGCUGUGUUGUUGGUAAAUGCGGGUGAGGUGAUGAGAGUGGGGGGCUGGUGAGUGAGACAGAGAGUGAGUAGGGGGUGAUAUGCUGAGACUGCCCAGUCUGUGCAGUAUUCUCCGCAGGACUCUGUGUGUCAGCGCUGAGGAAAUGGGGAAGAAAGGGCAGUUCUUCUACGCCGUGAGGAAAGGCCACAACCCCGGUGUGUACCACACAUGGGAUGAAUGCAAGUUCCAGGUGGAGAAGUUUCCCCGGGCUCAGUAUAAGAAGUUUGCCUCUGAAGAGGAUGCCUGGGCUUUUGUAGGGAACAAGGCACCAGAAUUACCUUCAACAACAACAGCAACAGCAACAGAAGGUUCCGAUGACACACAAGUGUCUACAAGUGUUCCAGUUGUUGCCAAAAGGCCCAUCGAGGAUGACAUUGAUGAUCAGUCACGUUUAAAAAGGUUUAAACAGUUUAAAGAGCCGGCUCAGCCAAAGACCUCAUCUUCAGCUAGCACUAAUGGAUUCACUUACAUGGGAGAUGCCAUUGUGGUGUAUACAGAUGGCUGCUGUUCACGCAAUGGAAAAACAGGCGCUCGUGCAGGGAUUGGAGUUUACUGGGGUCCUGAUCACCCUCUUAAUGUUGCUGAGAGGCUUCCAGGAAGACAGACAAACCAAAGAGCGGAACUGCAGGCUGCCUGUAAGGCACUGGAGCAAGCCAGAGACAUGGAUUUCAAAAAGAUUGUGCUCUACACAGACAGUAAAUUCACUAUAAAUGGAAUCACAAGCUGGGUGAAGAAAUGGAAAACCAACGGCUGGAAGUUAAAUACAGGUGGUGAGGUGGUCAAUAAAGACGACUUCCAAAAGCUUGACAGACUAAAUGGAGAGCUUGAGGUUGUAUGGUUGCAUAUUGCAGGCCAUGCUGGUUUUAAAGGAAAUGAGGAGGCAGAUAGACUCUCCAGAGAGGGAGCAGCAAUGGCUGAAUGUUAGCUCUGGAAUCUGAAGAAGCUGCUUUCUACUGGUUUAUGGGUCUGCAUCUCUUUAAAGCAAUUCAGCUUGUGAGAAAUUGGUCCAUAAUGGACAAUGAAAUGUAUGCGUCUUUUUUCCAAAUGUUCUUUUAAAGUCUUCAACACUUCUACAGGUUUUGCUCAAAUGAACGCAUAUAAGCUUUGUUUUUUGUGUUGUUAAAUAGGUUAUAUUUAUGCUACUGCAGCAUUUGAAAGAUAGCAGGUUGCCUACUUCUAAUUGUUUGACUGGGGUUGUGGAUAUGUAUAGCAGAUAAUUUGUAAGAACAAUUAGGUAAAUGUUAUUUUAUUAUUAAAUAAAUUGAUUAAUUGCUAAACUA
Astyanax mexicanus (Mexican tetra) is the source of this 1577-nucleotide messenger RNA. It is a transcript of the gene rnaseh1, whose product is annotated as ribonuclease H1. The transcript has 8 exons. The record is from RefSeq and is a predicted model, not a curated record. Gene Ontology annotation, molecular function: nucleic acid binding; RNA-DNA hybrid ribonuclease activity; magnesium ion binding. Bases 338 to 1222 code for a protein of 294 amino acids. Gene Ontology annotation, biological process: DNA replication, removal of RNA primer. NCBI's taxonomy places the organism in Eukaryota, Metazoa, Chordata, Actinopteri, Characiformes, Acestrorhamphidae.